Messenger RNA from Chinchilla lanigera (long-tailed chinchilla), 3523 nucleotides. Its product is annotated as zinc finger protein 709-like. Gene Ontology annotation, biological process: regulation of transcription by RNA polymerase II. Bases 35 to 1954 code for a protein of 639 amino acids. The record is from RefSeq and is a predicted model, not a curated record. The transcript is spliced from 7 exons. Gene Ontology annotation, cellular component: nucleus. Gene Ontology annotation, molecular function: DNA-binding transcription activator activity, RNA polymerase II-specific; RNA polymerase II cis-regulatory region sequence-specific DNA binding. NCBI's taxonomy places the organism in Eukaryota, Metazoa, Chordata, Mammalia, Rodentia, Chinchillidae.
AGUGACCUUUGAGGAUGUAGCUCUGAACUUCAGCAUGGCUGAGUGGGCUUUGCUGACUCCAUCCCAGAAGAAGCUCUACAGAGAUGUGAUGUGGGAGACAUUUAUGAAUAUUAAUGCUAUAGGAAAAACAUGGGAUAAGCAGCAGUUUGGAGAAGAGGACAAAAAUUGUUCAAGAAUUUCAAGAUAUGGUUCAGACAAUCGUUUGAGAUUUGAAGAGAAGUUAUAUAAAUGUAAUGAACAUAGAAAAACCUGCAGUGAUUUCCAGUCCUUUCAGGAGCAUGAAAUGAGAAAGUCUGGAGAGAAACCACACCAAUAUGAGCAAUAUGGCGAGGCCAACUCUGAUCUUACUGAACAAACUCUCCCUUGGGAGAAAACCUUCUUAGGUGGCCUUGAUAGUGACAGUCUACAGGAAUGUGGGACUCAUUCAUCUGCAAGCCACCUGCUUUUCCUGAGGCAUCACCAGCAGGAGACAGUGACUGUUGAGGAUGUAGCUGUGAAGUUCACAAUGGCAGAGUGGGCUUUGCUGAAUCCAUCCCAAAAGAAGCUCUACAGAGCUGUGAUGUGGGAAACACUGAGGAAUAUUUAUGCUGUAGGAAGAACAUGGGAUCAACAGCAAACAGGAGAAGAGGACAAAAAUUGUUCUAGAAAUCUAAGAUAUAAUGCACACAAUUAUUUGAGAUUUGAAGAGAAGCUAUAUGAAUGUAAUGAAUAUGGAAAAAGCUGUAGUGAUUUCCAGUCCUUCGAGGAGCAUGAAAUGAGGACUGUCAAGAAACCCUGUCUAUAUGGGCAGGGUGUGAAGGCUACCUGUGAUCUUAGUGAACAAACUCACCAUGGGCAGAAAACACUUUUAGGUAAGAAAAGUAUGAAAGUCCCCACAACACUCCAUGAUGUUCAAAUGCAUAAAAGAAAGCAGCGUUUGAGGAGUCCAUAUGCAUACAAAUACUUUGAGAAUAGUUUCAUUUCAUCAUACUUUAUCCAGAAUUUUGAAAGAAGACAUGCUGAAGAGAAUCAACGUGUAAAUACCAAAUGUGUGAAAACAUUAGCUCUUAGUAAUUCCUUUCCAAAACAUAACAAAAUUCACACUGGGGAUAUACUUUAUGUAUAUAAGCAUUACAGAAAAGCAUUUCCUUGUAAGUCCUCAUUUCAUAAGCAUAGAAUAUCCCACAUGGAAGAGAAAACAUAUGUAAGUAAGCAAUGUAGGAAAGCAUUCAAGAGGAACAGUAUCUGUCAAAAUCAUGAAAGAGCUCACACUGGUGAGAAACCUUAUGCAUGUCAAACAUGUGGGAAAAUAUUCAGCACAGUGACAGGUUGUACGAUGCAUGAUAGAACCCACACUGGAGAGAAACCCUAUAUAUGUAAGCAGUGUGGGAAAGCAUUCAGCCAAAACGGUACCCUUCUAGUACAUAAAAGAAUUCAUAGUGGGGAGAAACCCUAUGUAUGUAAGCAGUGUGGGAAAGCAUUCCGCCAAAAAAGUCACCUUGUAGUACAUGAAAGAAUUCACACUGGGGAGAAACCCUAUGUCUGUAAGCAAUGUGGGAAAGCAUUCAGCCAAAAUGGUACCCUUCUAGUACAUGAAAGAAGUCACACUGGGGAGAAAUCCCAUGUAUGUAAGCAGUGUGGGAAAGAAUUUAGCCGAAAUGGUCACCUUGUAGUACAUGAAAGAAUCCACACUGGAGAGAAACCCUAUGCAUGUAAGCAAUGUGAGAAAGCAUUCAGCAUUAAGGGUAACCUUGUAGUACAUGAAAGAAUUCACACUGGGGAGAAACCCUAUGCAUGUGUGCAAUGUGGGAAAGCAUUCAGCAUAAAUGGUAACCUUUUAAAACAUGAAAGAAUUCACACUGGGGAGAAACCAUAUGUAUGUAAGCAAUGCGGGAAAGAAUUUAUCCAAAAUUGUCAUCUUAUAGUACAUGAAAGAAGUCACACUGGGGAGAAACCCUAUGUAUGUAAGCAAUGAGGGAAAGCAUUCAGUGCACACAGUACUUGUCAGCAUCAUGAAAGAAUUCACACUGGGGAGAAACCAUAUUAAUGUAAACAGUGUGAGAAAGCAUUCAGCCAAAAUGAUCACCUUCUAGUACAUGAAAGAAGCACAUUGGGGAGAAACUCUAUGCAUGUAAACAAUGUGGGAAAGCGUUCAGCCUAAAUGGUAACCUUUCACGACAUGAAAGAAUUCACACUGGAGUGACAUCUUAUGAAUGUAAGCAGUGUGGGAAGGCAUUCAGCAGGCACAGUGUCUGUCAAAAUCCUGAAAGAGCUCACACUGGUGAGAAACCUUAUGUAUGUCAAACAUGUGGGAAAGAUUUAGUACAGUGACAGGUUAUACAAUUCAUGAUAGAGCUCACACUGCAGAGAAACCCUAUGUGUGUAAGCAGUGUGGGAAAGCAUUCAGCCAGAAUGUUAACCUUUUACAACAUGAAAGAAUACACACUGGGGAGAAACCCUAUGUCUGUAAGCAACGUGGGAAAGCAUUCAGUACACACAAUAGUUGUCAACAUCAUGAAAGAAUUCACACUGGGGAGAAACCGUAUGAAUAGAAGCAGUGUGGGAAAACAUUCAGUACAUACGGGGAUUGUCAAAUUCAUUAAGGAAUUCACAUUGGAGAGAAACAGUAUGAAUGUAGGCAAUAUGGGAAAGCAUUCAGCCAGAAUAGGAACCUUCUUGUACAUGAAAGAGUUCUUACUGGGUAGAAUCACUAUGUGUGUAAGCAAUGUGGGAAAACAUUCAGUGCACACAGUACAUGUCAACAUCAUGAAAGAAUUUAUACUGCGGAGAACCGCUGUGUCUGGAAGUAGUGUAGGAGAGCAUUCUACUGAAAUUACACCCUUCUAGUACAUGAAAGAAUUCACACUGUGAAGACAUUCGGUAUAUACAAGCAAUGUGGGAAAGCAUUCACAGACACAGUCAGUGUCAACGUCACGAAAGCACCCCCAGUGGGGAAAAAAGGUAUACAUGUAAGCAACGUGGAAAAUAUUUCAACCACCGGAGUGAUUGUCACAAACAUGAACGAAUCCACACUGGACUGUAACCUUAGGCUUUUGAACAAUGAAGGAAUGUACUCAGUGCACCAAAAUUCCCUCACAUCCAGGAAAUAGUGCCCAUAAGGAAAAGCCCUGUGUAUGUAUUUGCUAUGGAAAAGAUUUGCUGCUAGGUUUUCAUUUGAAACAUGGAAUUCCCUUUUUACUGGGGAAUAACUGUAUAUAAGAAAUGUGGCACAAAAUUCAGCUGAGAGAAAUGCUAUUCUUCAGAACAGUGUCACUUUGUGGCCAUUGGCUUUGUAUUCAUUGAGGGAAAGCAUUCAGUAUAUAUGGGUAUUGUCAAAUAUGUUGAAGAAAUCACACUGAAGUGAAAUUCUAUGUAUGUGAGACUAGUUUGAAAAUACUUUGAAAAUUAUGAAUAUAAAGGAGACCAGUAGAAAUAAUAUAAAAUAUUGAUGUCCAUAUAAUUGCCAGAAAAUACACACAAAGGUGGAGAUGUCCUACAGUGUAUUCCUUUUGUGUUUUUCAAUAAAUCACAAAGAAAUAUCUAU